Molecule: messenger RNA, 1779 nt
Organism: Cicer arietinum (chickpea)
Lineage: Eukaryota; Viridiplantae; Streptophyta; Magnoliopsida; Fabales; Fabaceae
Product: serine carboxypeptidase-like 42
Biological process (GO): proteolysis
Molecular function (GO): serine-type carboxypeptidase activity
Source: RefSeq, a predicted model, not a curated record
UUAAAUGACAUGUUAGCGAGUGGAUAGAGUGGGUGGGUUUGUUGUGAGGGAAUUGAAAUGGGAAAGUGUUGGUUUUAUGGGGUUUUGAUUGCAGUGGCAUGUUUGUGUAAUUUUCUUGAAACAAGUGUUUGGGGUGUUGAAGGGUACCCAAUUGAGGAUCUGGUUGUGAGGCUUCCAGGACAACCUAAGGUUAAAUUCAGUCAAUAUGGUGGCUAUGUUGAUAUUGAUGUUAAACAUGGUAGAAGUCUCUUCUAUUAUUUUGUUGAGGCUGACCAUCACCCUCACAAAAAACCUCUCACCCUUUGGCUCAAUGGAGGUCCUGGAUGUUCUUCCAUUGGAGGAGGUGCCUUUACUGAAUUAGGUCCAUUUUAUCCUACUGGUGAUGGACGCGGUCUACGAAAGAAUUCAAUGUCUUGGAAUAGAGCUUCCAAUCUCCUCUUUGUGGAGUCUCCUGCUGGAGUUGGUUGGUCAUACUCAAAUACAUCUUCCGAUUAUAACUCCGGCGAUGCCUCCACAGCCGAUGAUAUGGUUUUGUUCUUGCUGAAAUGGUAUGAGAAGUUUCCUUCAUACAAAUCAAGGGAUCUGUUUCUUACCGGAGAAAGCUAUGCAGGACAUUACAUACCUCAGUUAGCUAAUGCUAUUCUUGAUUAUAAUGCUCAUUCAACCGGUUUCAAAUUCAACACGAAAGGAGUCGCAAUUGGAAACCCCCUUCUCAAUCUGGAUCGCGAUUCACAAGCAACGUAUGAUUAUUUCUGGUCACACGGAAUGAUUUCUGAUGAAAUUGGUCUUGCCAUUACGAAUGAUUGUGAUUUUGAUGAUUAUACCUUUGCAUCUCCUCAUAAUAUAUCUAAAUCAUGCAACGAUGCCAUGAACGAUGCGAAUAAAGUUGUCGGCGACUAUAUAAACAACUAUGAUGUGAUUCUUGAUGUUUGUUAUCCAUCCAUAGUUGAACAAGAGUUGAGAUUGAAAAAGAUGGCGACUAAAAUAAGUAUAGGUGUAGAUGUUUGUAUGAGUUAUGAAAGAAGAUUCUACUUCAACCUCCCUGAGGUUCAAAAGGCUCUUCAUGCUAACCGUACCAAUCUGCCUUAUCCAUGGUCCAUGUGCAGUGGUGUUUUAAAUUACAGUGAUACUGAUCCUAACAUUAAUAUGCUUCCAAUUCUGAAACGGAUUGUUCAAAACCAUAUUCCCGUAUGGGUUUUCAGCGGAGACCAAGAUUCUGUUGUGCCAUUACUAGGUUCUCGAACACUGAUUCGAGAACUAGCUCAUGACUUGAAGUUCAAGAUUACAGUCCCAUAUGGAGCUUGGUUCCACAAAGGCCAGGUCGGAGGUUGGGUAACUGAAUAUGGAAAUUUGUUGACUUUCGCGACCGUAAGAGGAGCGGCUCACAUGGUACCAUAUGCACAACCUUCAAGAGCAUUGCAUCUAUUUAGUUCCUUUGUGAAUGGUAGGAGAUUGCCAAACACAACUCGACCGUCAAUUGACGAAUGAUAUUUUUAUGAAUAAAAAAAAUGGGAUGAUGAGUCUGCCAACUAUAUAUAACAUAUGGAAAUAGCAGAUUCUUUUGUCGAAUUGAUUCUUACUAGAUUUGAAGAAUUUAUAGCCUAAAAAGUUGUAGCAUUGAAAAAGAAAAUGAUUAAGGAGUGUUUCUUUGUAGUUCAUUAGCAAAGUGUAUGGAAAAGAAACUUAGAAAGGGGAGUGAGAAAAGAAAUUAUUCUAUUCUUUUUCAUUAUUGAGUCUAUUGAUUCCCUGCAUUAUUUAUUCUUGGAUCUUUAUUUGGAA